CCACGUAGUGUGAGGCGGCGGCGGCGGCGCUCGGAGGGUGUGGACGUCCGCGGCGGUAGAUAACGUUACGAGGCCACAAACUCCGGCUCUUUCUCCACGCUCCCCCGCAGCAGGCCCGCAAACAACAGGGUUGAGUGCCAUUCCGUCCCAGACGAGGGACCGAUGCUGGCCAGGACUCGCCGGAUCCCUGUGGGUCGCCUCUCCGUUCUCUCAUACGUUAGCUCUGCAUUAGCUCCCAGGAGUGCGCCUUGAGGAAGAAUCAGCACUCCAGCCGAAAUGGACGACAUCUUCACGCAGUGCCGGGAAGGCAACGCCGUGGCCGUGCGCCUGUGGCUGGACAACACGGAGAACGACCUCAAUCAAGGGGACGACCAUGGCUUCAGCCCGCUGCACUGGGCUUGCCGGGAGGGCCGCUCCAGCGUGGUGGACAUGCUCAUCAUGAGAGGAGCUCGCAUCAACGUCAUGAACCGGGGAGACGACACGCCUCUGCAUCUGGCCGCCAGCCACGGGCACCGGGAAAUCGUGGGAAAGCUGAUCCAGUGCAAAGCAGACACCAACGCAGCCAAUGAGCACGGGAACACGCCUCUGCAUUACGCCUGCUUCUGGGGCCAGGACCAAGUGGCUGAGGAUCUCGUGACGAACGGGGCUCAGGUGAGCAUCUGUAACAAAUACGGGGAGACUCCGCUGGACAAAGCCAAACCUCAUCUCCGGGAAUUCCUCAGAGAAAAAGCUGAGAAACUGGGACAGAACCUGGCUAAAAUUCCCUUCAAGGACACAUUUUGGAAAGGCACCACCAGAACCCGACCUCGUAACGGAACGUUGAACAAACACGCAGGAAUCGACUACAAACAGCUUUCCCUUCUUGCUAAGAUAAAUGAAAACCAGUCAGGAGAGCUUUGGCAGGGUCGUUGGCAAGGGAACGAAAUAGUUGUGAAGGUGUUAAAAGUCCGUGACUGGACCACAAGGAAAAGCAGAGACUUCAAUGAGGAGUAUCCCAAACUCAGGAUAUUUUCCCACCCGAAUGUCCUGCCCAUGUUGGGAGCAUGUCAGUCUCCUCCCUCCCGUCACCCCAUCAUCAUCACACACUGGAUGCCUUAUGGCUCCCUCUACAACGUGCUGCAUGAAGGCACCAACUUUGUGGUGGACCAGACGCAGGCAGUCAAGUUCGCUCUAGACAUUGCCUGUGGAAUGGCCUUCUUACACACACUGGAACCGAUGAUCCCCCGCCACUAUUUGAACAGCAAGAGUGUAAUGAUCGAUGAGGACAUGACGGCGAGGAUCAGCAUGGCAGACGUCAAGUUCUCCUUCCAGUGUCCUGGGAGGAUGUACUCGCCUGCGUGGGUAGCGCCGGAGGCCCUCCAGAAGAAGCCAGAGGAGAUCAACCGUCGCUCCGCAGACAUGUGGAGCUUUGCCAUCCUGCUGUGGGAGCUGGUGACCAGAGAGGUGCCGUUUGCAGACCUUUCCAACAUGGAGAUCGGCAUGAAGAUCGCCCUGGAGGGUCUGAGGCCCACUAUCCCCCCUGGCAUCUCACCCCAUAUUUGCAAACUCAUGAAGAUCUGCAUGAACGAAGACCCGGCCAAAAGGCCCAAGUUUGACAUGAUUGUGCCAAUUCUAGAAAAAAUGCAGGACAAGUGAAAAAAACAAAAAAAAUCCACAAAAAAACCCAACAACCACCUUCUGCUCUUUUAUUUUUUCUAUUGAACUGAUGAAUGCCUGGAUAUUUUGCCCCAAAUAGGACUCUGAUAUGGUGGUGUGGUGCUUACCAGUAUUGCCUUAAACUCUUCACUGUACCGCCGCAUUAAACGCCACUGUAACGUCUGCUUCUGAGAUCAGAGUCCAGCAGCAGUCUUUCUUUUUUUUUUACGGUUUUCUCCAUGUGAUAUCAUGUCUUUGUUACGGUCUGUUGCUGUGUGCGCUGCUCAUCUGCUGGAGCUGAGUCUUGACUCCUCACCUUCUGAGCUGUAAUCAUGUGGACGAGGUACAAAACAAACAGCAUGACAGUCUGCUGCCUUCUUUCAGGGCGCCAAGACUUAUUUCAGCGGGCUCAUCAGUUCAAAUCACUCUUUGACAUUUGACGAAGCUUGUCAUGCAAAAAAAAAAACACACACAGCUUGUUUGUUGAAGCAACAAACUCUUGGCAACUGGAUAAGCAUGA
Messenger RNA from Salarias fasciatus (jewelled blenny), 2155 nucleotides. RefSeq names its product integrin-linked protein kinase. The record is from RefSeq and is a predicted model, not a curated record. Gene Ontology annotation, cellular component: focal adhesion; stress fiber. The transcript has 13 exons. Lineage: Eukaryota; Metazoa; Chordata; Actinopteri; Blenniiformes; Blenniidae. Gene Ontology annotation, molecular function: protein binding; protein serine/threonine kinase activity; ATP binding. Bases 277 to 1635 code for a protein of 452 amino acids. Gene Ontology annotation, biological process: substrate adhesion-dependent cell spreading; protein phosphorylation; integrin-mediated signaling pathway.